Mercenaria mercenaria is the source of this 1239-nucleotide messenger RNA. Its product is annotated as tumor necrosis factor ligand superfamily member 14-like. Gene Ontology annotation, molecular function: tumor necrosis factor receptor binding. Gene Ontology annotation, cellular component: membrane. Gene Ontology annotation, biological process: immune response. The transcript is spliced from 2 exons. NCBI's taxonomy places the organism in Eukaryota, Metazoa, Mollusca, Bivalvia, Venerida, Veneridae. The coding region runs from base 141 to 569 and encodes 142 amino acids. The record is from RefSeq and is a predicted model, not a curated record.
UGUGUAGGAUGUCUACCACAACUAAGAUGUAUAUUUGUUUUGUUUUUUUUUUCUUUCUUUCUUUUCUUUUAUUUAUUCAUUUAUGUUCAUUGAAACAAUACUGUAUAAUACUGUAAGUCACAGGAUUAUCAGUAUCAGGAAUGGAAAAAGAACAAACAGACGUAAUACAAUGGAAUACAACUGAAUCUUCAUUUAUGGGAGAAGGGAUCACUUACAAAAAUGGCAGACUGACUAUCAAACAGCCGGGCUACUAUUAUAUAUUUUCACAGAUAAAGCUGAGAAAUAUUCCUCUUUCAUACUCAACAAGUGACGUAUCCGCGAGUGAAACUUUGCCUAAUCACUGGAACCAUUAUAUUUUCCACGUCUCAAGUGAAAAUGGAAAGGAACAAAAGAUUCUCGAAAGUAGUAAAUCACGUUGUGAAAUGCCAUCUUUAGGGGAUGAGACUACGAGUUCAUUUGGUGCAGUGUUUUACCUGGCAGAAAAUGACGAAGUUUUUGUAAAUACUUCCCACCCACAGUAUCUUGCACCUUGUGAAGAAGGAAACCAUUUUGGUUUAUAUAUGACUUGACAUAUAUUGUAAAAUGUCAUCUAUGACACAUGUGAACCAUUGGAACCUUCAAUUCAUUUAUUCGUCGUCUCAAUUGUAUUUUUAUGUAUGCUUUUUGUAUUUAUUUUCUAGUGAUUUCAGUUAAUGACUAUUUCAUUGGAAAUAGAUAAAUCACAGGGUUCAGCAAGAGUUGUUGUGAUCUACAGAAGUUGGUUCAAUGAGAUUACACAUUAACAUAUUUCCUAUAUUCAUUUAAACGAUAUGAUAAAUAAAAUAGGGUCAAUAGAGUAUCUUGAUCUACAAUGUUGUAUUUGGCUAGAGCGGAUUUUGUCAGGCCUGGAUCCCACGAGUACCUUCCGAUAGGAGAUGAAUACAGUGUUUUGUAUUCGAUAGUAAAUUAGAUGCUGUAUUUGAGACAAAAUAUUCAGAUGUAUAUAACAAACUUUGUUAUCACCUAACAAUAGUUUGUAUGAUAAACGUAUUUGUAUAUAAUUGUUUAACGAUUGAUUGAACACUUUUCCUACAAUAAAAUAUCUAUGAUACCAUAUUUUAAGACCGAUGUAUUUCUCGUCUUAUCAAAGAUUCCAUUUGCACAAAAAUAUAAUUUUGAAAUGUUAUAGAUUUCAGUUAUUUGAAAAUAAGAACAUUAUUAAAUUAAAACUAUAUGUGAAUAAAAAAUGUUUGAACAAGA